GCCUGGGGUGCAGUCAGCGUUCACAUUCAUGUUGUAGGAGAUCUUCCACAUCUUCCAAACCAUGCAAAGCAGAUCUUCAUGGAGCUGGCUUUGUGCACAUUGUCAUGCAGGUUUGGGUCUCCUAUUUUAAGUGGAGGAAAACAUUUCAAGCUCCUGCAUCCAAAGACGUCCUACACAUUUGUGUGCCUCAAAAGUUGGAGAAGAAGCACAUACCGCUACAGAAAGUCGGGUGUCCCAAUACUUUUGGCCCGAUAGUGUGAUUUUUGAUGUUCUUCACUCAGAUUGCUCCCAGGGUUCACUGACCAUAACGAUAACUAAUAAAUAUUUAAAUUAACACACAUCGUCACUGAGACCAGUUGGUAUACAGGUUGUGGUUUUCUUUGUUGUAUUUUUUCCAUUUCAAAUCAGAGUGCACUUUUAUUUCCACCAUCAUCGCCAAGCCGUUCAGCAAACUCCCACUUUGACGGAGCAGAAAGCAGGAACAUAAAUAACUACACUUUUCAUGCACCAGCUGCCUGCACAUCUCCAUCCUCCCUGUAACUUCCUGAUGAUGUGUGAUGCUGUGUGUCAUCGUGUGUAACCAUGUAGACCUGCAUGUGAUUGAAGUCACCACGUUUCAGAAUAAAAUAACUUCUACCUGCGACGUCACGAGCGAUUUGUUCCUCAAAAAAAAAAAAGCAUGUCCAGAGGUUUUACAUCCUGACCAGUGAGACCGUGUCUGCUGGACUAAACUCCAUCUGAAACACAUUUAUAUCAACAUUUUUUUUCCUGAAUAUUUAUUAAAAUAUUACCAAUCGUCUAUUCUCCUCUUUUCAUAGCUUUUUUUCAGCCACGUCACUUCCACUAGUGUAUUUUAAACUUUCAAUCCAAUCAUUGAGUCUUCAGAAUCAGCAGGAUGGCUCUCCAUUAGCUUCAGAUACAUGAGAAUGAAGCUGUUGCUCUGAAGAUUUUGAGUUGUGACUUCGGGGUCCUCUAGCAGGUGUCUAAAAACGAGGUGAAGGUCUGGAUUCCAUGGAGGACAGUCCAUGUGUGAAAAUGAUGACUAUUGCUUCCAUUUUUUUUACAAUUUGAGUGUGUAGAUGCCUAUUCAGGUGAAUCACAUAGGAAAAUAAAUCGAAUAAAAAAAGAGUGAAAAUAAAGUACUAGUGUAAAAAAAUAUUCAUAGGAAUGCACUAAUAUUUAAAUGGUAAUUAUUGAUAUAAAUUCGAUGAAAAUUCUGAAGGUCAUACAAGGACACUGAUUAUUCCUGAUUGCAGCUUUUGUUAAAAAUCGUAUUUAAAGAAUUACUUUCAGUUUUUAAUGAUGGAUGUUUUCACGUUUUGUACCUGAGACACCUGAGCUGAGCACGUGCCCAAGUCUCAUUUUGAGGAUGGACAUUUUAUUGACCUCUGAAUGGUGGGCGGAGUCUACAGUGAUGAGUGGGCGGAGUCUACAGUGGUGAGUAUCACAUGACACAUUGGGUCUCACUCAGGUCUGAAAAUAUACAUGUUGAUAAAGGAGUCAGGUGUCGAGCUAAAUUUAAACACGUUUUACUGUCAUCAAAAAACAUAACCUAUAUACACACUGUCUGGCCAAAAGUAUUAGGACACCCGAUUUUUGUUCCACCAAUUUUGUGCACAAAGCUGCUCAUUAAAGAUCUCCUUUACAUGGGUUGGAUGUGUGUGGAAGAUCUCCUGCUUUAUUUAUAAAUUACUGUUUAUUCUAAAUAUUAUGAUAUUCCUUCUAUAUGUAUUAUUUUGUUGUUCUUACGCUUCUUGGCCACUAGAUCGCAGCAAAAACACAGCAGUCUGCCUGAGUCACGUGACCCAGCAAACAUGGCGCCUCUGUUAAGCUCUCCCUGCUUUCCUCUCUGUCUCGCUCUCUCUCUCCACUCUCUCAUCUCUCUCAUUCUCUCUCUCCCCCUCUUUUAUUCUCUCUCUCCCCCUCUCUCAUUCUCUCUCUCUCACUCUCGGAAGUGAAGUUCCUCACGAGCAGGAUGUCCGAGACCUCCAUGAACCCCACCAGAAGAGCUGAGGAGAUCCUUGAUGAGAUCUAUUCCGAUCUGCUUGAGUGUAAAGUGUGUUUCGAGACGUUUUCAUCUCAACCCAGAGCUCGAAGACCACGCAACCUUCCCUGCGGUCACGUGAUCUGUCUGGGGUGCGUCUGCGCCCUGUCUCACACCGUGUCCCAUCGUCUCGAGUGUCCUUUCUGCAGGAAGCAAUGCGGUCAAGGUGACACCUACGAAUGCCAGGUCCUUGUCGACCUCCAGGAAACCAUUCGUCCGUUCUUCCCGCGAAAAAAAACCCAAGAAUCUGAGGGAAAUCUUGGGUCAGGGGUCAUGCAGUUGCAUGGUGCCUUCGGGGGAUGGGGUCCGCUCAUUAACCCGACGGGUGUGGUUGUGUUCAGGGCGUCGCAGGACGUUCUGGUGGCCCACGGCGGGCACGAGCGAGUGACCGUGUUCGGGUGUCGUGGUCAGUACCUGCGCAGUUUUGGGCGCUACGGUCACGACAGCUUUGAAAUCUGCCAUCCUUUAGACAUCGCCGUUGCUCCCGGCGGCCAUGUCGUCUUGGCGGAUGCUGGAAAUCGCUCAGUCAAGGUGUUCUCGUCAACAGGACGUCCCCUGGCCACGGUCUCAGACCUGUUUCAGCUCCCUUGGGGUGUUGACGUGGACCUCUUGGGGAACAUCCUGGUGACGGAUGCCGAAGCCGGAACGCUUACGCAGAUCGUUCUAGACUUCGGAAGCGGCGUGGUUCUGGCGAAGAAGGUCACGGUGAAAGAUCUGAAGACCCCCCGAGCUGUUGCUUGCUGUAAAGCAUCUAGACGCGUCGUCGUGGUGGAACAUCUCCAGGUGCGAGAAGACGCAGAGCAGACGCGCCUGAAGGUGUUUGGAAGAGAUUUUGAGCUCCUCAGGCAGAUUGACAAUUUGAGGAUGAACAUCUCGGCCGUGACCUUCAACAGAAACGGUGGGCUGCUGGUAGCCGAUACGCAGCGUGGACUCGUGUGGAGUUUGGGGGACGUUUGUGAAGCUCCAGAGAUGAUUCCACUGGUUCAAGAGGGACUGGUGCGUCCGGUGGGAUUAGCGACAACUGACGACGACACGCUGAUCGUCCUGGAUGCUGGAGAUCACACCGUUAAGAUGUACAUGAGCCGCACCGAGGACUUAUACAGCGAUCGACAUUCAGAGAACUUCGAAUUAUGACGUCAUAAGGGUUUCGUGUGUGUGUGUGUGUGUGUGUGUGUGUGAGUGUGUGUGAGUGUGUGUGUACAUAUAUAUGUAUUUUAUUAAAUGAUGUUUGGUAGAUCGUAAUAGUAAAAUUAAGGGUUACAUUUCAUUAUUUAUUUGAAAUGAAAGAAAAAUGCUUUUUAUUUAUUUAUUUAAUUGUUUGUUUUCUGGGUGGAAAGCCUUUUCUCUUACACACACACACACACACACACACAUACCACAUCAUAAGUUCGUAUAGACGAUGUGUUUCACCCAAACUAAACAUCCAAAAAAAACGCAAAUAAAUCGCAUGACUCGGUGCAAAAGUUUCCGCCCCCCUCAGGACGAUUCGAGGCUUUUCCGCAGAUGUUCCUUCACCGAGUGUGUGUGUGUGUGUGUGUGUGUGUGUGUGUGUGUGUGUGUAUAGUGUCACGUUUACGUGUUUGUACGCAAUGAAACAGUCAAAUAAAACAUACACAAUAAAAUACAAUUGAUAUUAA
Silurus meridionalis is the source of this 3681-nucleotide messenger RNA. Its product is annotated as E3 ubiquitin-protein ligase NHLRC1-like. The transcript has a single exon. Gene Ontology annotation, molecular function: translation repressor activity; protein binding; ubiquitin protein ligase activity. The record is from RefSeq and is a predicted model, not a curated record. Gene Ontology annotation, biological process: negative regulation of translation; protein polyubiquitination; proteasome-mediated ubiquitin-dependent protein catabolic process. NCBI's taxonomy places the organism in Eukaryota, Metazoa, Chordata, Actinopteri, Siluriformes, Siluridae. The coding region runs from base 1976 to 3178 and encodes 400 amino acids.